AUGGCGGUGACGAUGCUGCGGGACUGGUGCAGGUGGAUGGGCCCAGAAGACUGUGAUGAAGCCCAUCUCCAUGAGUCCCUGGAGGCCGCCCUGUGGCCAAUGGGCCCCUUUACCGUGCUGGGCAGAGUAUUUCGAGAGGAGGAUAAUGCCACCGCGGCCCUGGUGUAGCUUGACAGGGAAGUCGACUAUGCUUUGGCCCCCAGGGAAAUCCCGGGCACCGGGGGUCCCUGGAAUGUGGUCUUUGUGCCCCGUUGCUCAGGAGAGGAGUUUCUCGGUGGUGUGUUCCACUUCCUGGAGCAACAGGGGCAGACGAUGGAGAGUGUGGCCGGCGCUCUGGGAUUGGGGCUGUGCAGGGUGUGCUGGCUCCGAUCCAUCAGUCAGGCGGUCCAGCCUUGGGUGGAGACCCUGGGGUACCAGAGCCUGGGCGUGUUUUCCUGGAGGGACCAGCCAGCCCCCGGGGAGGAGUCCUUUGAGGCCUGGCUAGACCACACCACUGACAUGCUGCAUGUGUGGCAUGGGGUUUCAGAAAGGUAGAGGAGGAGGAGGUUGAUGGAAGGCCUUCAAGGGAUGGCCCUGCAGCUCGUGCACUGACUCCUGGCGGAGAACCCUGCCAGGACUGCACAGGACUGCCUGGAGGCUUUGAUCCAGGUGUUUGGAGACAAUGAGUCCCAGGCAACCAUCCGGGUGAAGUGUUUGACCACUCAACAGCAGUCAGGCGAGCGUCUCUCCACUUUUGUGUUGCGGCUGGAAGUCCUGCUGCAGAAAGCCAUCAAGAAAGGGGCCCUGACCAGAGCCUCAGCUGACCAUGUGCGCCUGAGGCAGGUGCUCACUGGGGCCAACCUCACUGAGCCACUGGAUGAAGCACUGAGGAAGCUGAGAAUGGUUGGGAGGUCUCCAAGUUUCCUGGAGAUUCUGGGGCCCGUUCAAGAGUCUGAGGCAUGGGAGGCCAGUCUAGCCAGGAGCGAGAGACCCCAGACAGAGGAGGGGGCUGGUGCCCGGGCCAAUGCCAAGGCUGAUGCCAGAGCCAGGGCUAAGGCAGAGGACGACAACAUGGAGGAGCAGGAGCAGGAGGAGGUGGGCAUCGAUGACUAUGACCACACCCCUGUGGGCCUAGGUCAGGCAGGACCCUCAGAGGCCCCUGAGGGCCCCACCUCUCCCUGGAUGGGCAUUGUUUCCCCUCCGGGCAGAGGAGGUCCUGGCCGGGAGCCCGAGGAGGGGUUCAAGCCCAACCCAGAGGACCCGGGAAACGAGGAUGAGGCUGAGGAGAGGAGCACCACUGAGUCCUCCUCCGGCCAAUAG
This is a messenger RNA of Hippopotamus amphibius kiboko, 1299 nucleotides long. It is a transcript of the gene PNMA6A, whose product is annotated as PNMA family member 6A. Lineage: Eukaryota; Metazoa; Chordata; Mammalia; Artiodactyla; Hippopotamidae. The record is from RefSeq and is a predicted model, not a curated record.